UGUACGGACUUCCCCAGCGCCACCCCAUGUUCCGGUGUUUCCUUCCCUGACAGAGGACUGGGCCCCGGCUCCGGACCUGGCGAUGCAGACAUGCUGGCCCUGCUGCUGCUGCCCCUGCUGUGGGGGGGGUCCCUGCAAGACACAGGGUACCAGCCGCAAGUGAAGAAGUCAGUGACGGUACAAGAGGGCCUGUGCGUCCUCGUGCCCUGCUCCUUCUCCUACCCACCCUGGACUUCGUGGUAUGCCUUUAACCCAGUCUACCUCCACUGGUUCCGGGAUGAGGACAGGAUAUACUAUAAUGAUGUUGUGGCCACAAACAAGCCAAACAGAGCAGUGAAGACAGGCACCAAGGGCCGAUUCCUCCUCCUUGGGGACGUCAGGACCAGAAACUGCUCCCUGAGCAUCAGAGACGCCAAGAUAGAGGACACAGGGACCUACUUCUUCCAAGUGGAGAGUAGCAAUUCUGCAAAACAUACUUACGAAAACGAUAAGCUGUAUCUGCAGGUGACAGCCCUGACAGAGAAACCCGACAUCCACUCUCUGGAGCCUGUGGAGUCCGGCCGCCCCACAAACCUGAGCUGCAGCCUGCCAGGAUCCUGCGAAGGGGGACGGCCUCUCACAUUCUCCUGGACGGGGGCUGCCCUCAAGUCCCUGGACCCCGACACCCUUCACUCCUCGGCAAUCACCUUCACCCCGAGGUCCCAGGACCACGGCACCAACCUCACCUGUCAGGUGAAACUCCAAGGAAGUCAUGUGACCACAGAGAGAACUGUCCAGCUCAAUGUCUCCUAUGCUCCACGGAACCUCACCAUCAGCAUCUUCACAAAUGGCACAGUCUGUCUCCCCAAAGCCCUCCAGAUCACGCAAAACACCUUGUCCCUCCCCAUCCUGGAGGGCCAGGCUCUGCAGCUGCUCUGUGCUGCUGACAGCAACCCCCCUGCACAGCUGAGCUGGUUCCAGGGGACCCCAGCCCUGAAUGCCACCCCCAUCUCCAAUACCGGGAACUUGGAGCUGCCCCGAGGGGUGUCUGCAGAAGGAGGAGAAUUCACCUGCCAGGCCCAGCACCCCCUGGGCUCCCUGAACUUCUCUCUGAGCUUCUCUGUGCACUACCCUCCGCAGCUGCUGGGCCCCUCCUGCUCCUGGGAGGCCGAGGGGCUGCUGCGCUGCAGCUGCUGCUCCCGAGCCCGGCCGGCCCCCUCCUUGCGCUGGCGGCUCGGGGAGGGGCUGUGGUUGGGGAACGGCAGCCAUGGCUCCUUCAGGGCCACCCCCAGCUCAGCCGGGCCCUGGGCCAACAGCUCCCUGAGCCACCAAGGGGAGCUCAGCUCUGGCCUCAGGCUCAGCUGCGAGGCCUGGAAUGCCCAUGGGACCCGGAGCGGCACCGUCCUGCUGCUGCCAGGGAAAUCAGUCUUGGGGGCUGGAGUGGUUUCUGCGGCCCUUGCAGGUGCUGGUGCCAUGGCCUUGUUCUCUGUCUGUGUGUGCCUCAUCUUCUUCUGCAUCAUGAAGACCCGCAGGAAGCAAGCAGCCAGGAGACCAGAGGGAAGGGAUGAUGACCCUGUUAUGGGCACAGCUGCCUGGGGUUCCAGGCAAAAGCCCUGGCCAGACAGCCCUCCAGAGCAAGACUCCCCGGCAGGGGACACCCAGCCCUCGGGAGAACAGGAGCUCUAUUACGCCUCCGUCAGCUUUCAGGAGAUGAAGGUAAAGGAGCCUCAGGACCAGAAGGCCAGAAACACCACAGAAUACUCAGAGAUCAAGACAAGCAAGUGAGGACUCGCCCAGAACUCAGUCCUGGCAGGAGGAAUCACAGCUUGUGUGGGGGAAAGGACCAGUUAGGGUCCUUUGUUGAAGCACAAAGAGCCCUUGUGACAAUACUAACAUUAACUACUGUAUGAGUGUUCCCAGGUAGAGCAGAACGAAGACAGUUGAUGGAAUUAGAGAGAUGGGCUCAAACUCAGGCUCCAGCACUUUAUAAGGCAUUGUUAUCAAGCAAUUCACUUCCUCUCUCUGGGCCUCAAUUUCCUGUCCUGUAAAUCAGAGAUCAUGUGUCUUACCUGAAAGAUUGUUGUAAACAUUAAAGAAAUCAACACAUGGAAAUCAA
Lemur catta (Ring-tailed lemur) is the source of this 2095-nucleotide messenger RNA. It is a transcript of the gene SIGLEC5, whose product is annotated as sialic acid binding Ig like lectin 5. The coding region runs from base 91 to 1764 and encodes 557 amino acids. Gene Ontology annotation, biological process: cell adhesion. The record is from RefSeq and is a predicted model, not a curated record. Gene Ontology annotation, cellular component: plasma membrane. Gene Ontology annotation, molecular function: sialic acid binding. Lineage: Eukaryota; Metazoa; Chordata; Mammalia; Primates; Lemuridae. The transcript is spliced from 9 exons.